AUGAGAACACCAUCAUCUCCACCGACCAACAGCAACUCACCACAACAAGCUAGUAUUCUUCUCAACAACAAUAUUUCUACAAAUGUUUCCUCUUCGAAUAAGAAAGUUACUAUUUCAUCAUCAGCAGAGCCAAUAGCAAUGAACCAAUCACAAGUUAAUCUUGCCAAUCCGAGUGAAAGUGGCAAGUCAGGAAGUUCGUUUAGUCAAAGUAAGAUUACAUUUCGUACAUGUUGUGGUGUAAUUGAGCUGACUUCUAUGAAGUUGGCUUGUUUAUUUGGAAUGUUAGUCACUGUUAUUGGAUUAUUAGUUUUGGCUGGUGUUGCAGUUGCAGCCUUUAUUACUGCAACUUCCAAGUCGACUGAAAUUUUAAUUUCUGUUGGCAGAGUUACUUCACAAUUCGAAGGUGCUAAUGCCAUAAUUGUCAGAUAUGUUUUCGCAGGAACAGCUGAAACAUAUUCAACAACUUUGGCUACUUAUAAGAAAUCCUAUCUUGCUCUUCAACAAAAUUUGACAAACAUUCUGGCAAAUCUUAAUGAUCCUCAAAUAGAGACAAUUUUCAAUUCCACAGCCAUAACUGCUGUAAAUAAUGUGGAUUCCCUAAACACUAUGAUGAUGUAUAUGGCUGGUGGAGUAACUAACACUCAGCGAUCUGAUGCAAUUGAAAAACUCAAUAGUGAAGUUUACAAAAAUUAUUUUACUACUUUCCGUUCAGGUUUGGAUGAAUUAGUGACCUAUGUGCAAGAAAAGGAACAGGUAAAAGAUCAGAAUAUUUUGGCAAUCACAUUGGUGCAGCUCAUUAUUAUUGUACUUUCAUUAUUUGUCAUUUUGCCUAUCAUUAUAUUUGUGUUUACAUAUGCCAUUAAUCGUGACUCGUUAUAUUUGGAAAAGAUUCGUCGUGCUAAUGCAGUCAUGUUGAUGGAUACAAUUGAGGAUGAAGGUUUGAGAGCUCUUUUCAAGGUUCAUUGUGAAAAGGAAAAGUCGAGUGAAAAUUUCCUACUCCUUGAAAAGAUUCAAUAUUAUCGUUCUUUGUGUGAACGUUCUAUAGAUUUACAAAUGAGAUUAUUUGGUCAGGAUGCCGCUAUAAGUGAUGCUCUGAGUGAUAUUUCGGCAGAUUCAUCUCACUCCUCAAAGAAAAAGAAGGAAUCUCCAUUAGAAAGAGAAUAUAACGAAUUGGAGGCAAAGAAGUAUGAAGUUGCUUUUGAAAUAUUUACUGAAUUUUUGGAAGUAACUGGUGAUAUGGCUGUCAAUGUUUCAAAGGUUCUUACAGAUUUUGUGAAGGAUAAACUUGACAAGUUCAAUGACAAACAAAUUGAUACCCUGCCAGAGGACAUGUUUGAUAUUUUAGGAAAAGAAACAUGUCUUGUCAUGAUGGAUACUCACCAUAGAUUCAAACAAUCUCUUGCAUUCCAACGUGAAAUGAAGAUUGACAAGAUAAAGGUAGACCAGAUAAAAAAGAAAAGGAAUAUAGAAUUUUAAAGAAAUUAUUAGUUGUACAAAUUUAGAGCUAGGAGUUUUGAUAAAUCAAUUGACCAU
Molecule: messenger RNA, 1533 nt
Organism: Naegleria gruberi
Lineage: Eukaryota; Heterolobosea; Eutetramitea; Acrasida; Naegleriidae
Product: RGS domain-containing protein
Exons: 1
Coding region: 1-1476 (491 amino acids)
Source: RefSeq, a predicted model, not a curated record